AUGGGCUGCCAGCGAAUGGAGAUCACACGCUGUGGCACCUGCUCAACCUUGUCUUUGUUCUUCCAUAUAGACAUUGCGCAGUCUACCCCCGGCGAGCACCUGCACGUUGUGGGCUCGCACGAGGGUCUCGGCGCGUGGAAUCCCGACAAGGGAGCCCGUCUGACAACCAACGAGCGAACAUAUCCUGUGUGGCGAUCUCGACAGAUCGAGUUGAGAUGCGCACCGGAAGAUUCUUCCACGGUGCUGGUGCUCAAGUACAAAUAUGUGCUUGAUCGCCGCGAGCUCAAACAGGGCUUCCAGUGGGAAGAAAACAUCCCCGAUCGCGAGGUGCAGAUACCGUGGUCGCAGGAUUGUGACUGUGCUGUAUGGUUGAUCAGAGACUCGGCCUUCAAUCGGGAAGGUGCCACCAAAGUCACGAAGCUGGCUCCAGGAGCAAAGCUCCUGCGCUCUCCACAGCAAGAGACGAGUGAAGGACUGAUCUCUGUGCCGGAAGAGACUCCAGAGGCAGAAGAGCCAACGGAGACACCACUCUUCGAUGCUAAGUAUGCCUUAGUUGGACGCCGCCCAUUUGCAAAAGGUGGCUUCAGUUCAGUGUGGAGAUGUCGUCGCCAAGGCUCAGCUGGAGUUGGAACGGAGGAGUUCGCGGCGAAGCGCAUCGAUUUGGCAGGGCUGCAUGUCAAAGGCAAGCGAUGUAUCUUCGGCCAUGGCGUUCAACCCGGAGAAAUACGCUUGCAUCAGAAUCUUCACCAUCCGAACAUCGUCGAGUUGAUCGAUACUUUUCACGAUGACAGCAGCAAGAUGGUGUCCCUGGUUCUGGAGUUCUGCAAAGGUGGAGACCUACUGGAAGUGAUGUCACGCCAUCGUGAAAAGAACAGCAAAGGACUCAGAGAAUCUGCGACACGAAGGGCCAUGAAGCACACGUUUCAAGCGCUGGCCUACCUUCACGAACAAGGCGUGGUGCAUCGAGACGUGAAGUGUGAGAAUGUGUUCAAAGUUGAGGCACCCAAUACCGUCGACCUUGAGGAUUGCACGUACAAGCUGGGUGAUUUCGGCCUUGCUGCGUGCGUGAUGCCUGACGAGGUGUUGAUGGACCAGGUGGGCUCUCCUUCGACUUCAGCUCCGGAAGUCGUGCGAGGGCGCCCCUAUGGCAAGCCGGCCGACAUGUGGUCUGCAGGAGCUGCAAUCUACACGCUCCUUGCGGGCAGGAGGCCCUUUGAAGCUUCCAGCUACAUGCAGAUGGUGAGGGUCAUGAGCAAGGUCGAGGUGUCCUUCAGCGACGACACCUGGUCUCGAACCUCGAAGGCUGCAGUGGAUCUCUUGGGCGAGUUGAUGCAGGCCUUCAUCUGGCAACAUUCUCAAGCAUCCCUGGUGCCAACGAGAACACCGUGCAUGCACAACCUCCUAAGGCUUGCUGCGUCGCAGACCGUCCGCAAAGAAGGACCCAACGACUGGCGGGCAAUUGCUUCAUCGUUUCUUGACGUUGUGCCUGGCAAUUGCACAUUACACCCCAGCCAUGGUUAG
This is a messenger RNA of Symbiodinium sp. CCMP2592, 1521 nucleotides long. NCBI's taxonomy places the organism in Eukaryota, Dinophyceae, Suessiales, Symbiodiniaceae. The record is from the annotation of a GenBank genome assembly.